This is a messenger RNA of Calypte anna (Anna's hummingbird), 911 nucleotides long. It is a transcript of the gene RASL11A, whose product is annotated as RAS like family 11 member A. Bases 91 to 801 code for a protein of 236 amino acids. The record is from RefSeq and is a predicted model, not a curated record. NCBI's taxonomy places the organism in Eukaryota, Metazoa, Chordata, Aves, Apodiformes, Trochilidae. The transcript has 4 exons. Gene Ontology annotation, molecular function: GTP binding; GTPase activity.
UGCUGGAGGAGCCGAGCCGGAGCCGAGUCGAGCCGGAUCUUGCUCGAGUCGAGUCCCAGCCGAGUCCUCAGGCCGCCGGCCGUGCCUCCCAUGCGCCUGCCGAGCAUGUCCCAGCCCUUCCUCCUGGCGCCCAUCGCUGAGUGCGCCCCGGAGCCCCCCGGAGCCCAGGUCCGGCUGGCGGUGCUGGGCGCCCGCGGCGUCGGCAAGAGCGCGAUGAUCGUGCGGUUCCUGACGAAGCGCUUCAUCGGGGACUACGAGCCCAACACAGGAAACCUUUACUCCCGGCUGGUCCAUCUGGAGGGCGACCACGUUGCCGUGCAGAUCCAAGACACGCCAGGAUGCAUCCAGGUGCAGGAAGACUGCGUGCAAGUGCUGGACUCCCUAUCCAGGUGUGUGAAGUGGGCAGAGGGCUUCCUCUUAGUCUACUCCAUCACUGACUACAGCAGCUACCAGUCAGUCCAACCUCUCUACCAGCACAUCCGCAAGGUCCACCCAGAUGCCAGGACUCCCAUCAUCAUUGUGGGGAACAAAGCAGACCUCCUUCAUGCCAGGCAAGUGCAGGCAAAAGAGGGACUACAGCUGGCAAAUGAACUGGGCAGCCUGUUCUUGGAAAUCUCCACAAGUGAUGACUCCCAAGGGGUUUGUGAUGUUUUCCAGUAUCUUUGCAAGGAGGUCAGCAAAUUACAGCAUGCCAGUAGCACAGACAAGAGGAGGUCAUCCAUCAUCCCUCGUCCCAAAUCUCCCAACAUGCAAGAUCUAAAGAGACGUUUCAGACAGGCUUUGUCUUCCAAAGUUAAAUAACCCUCCCUGAUGAGAUCCUCUGUGACUCAAUAGACUUUAUUUUUGUAAACUAGAUAAUAAAAACCUUUAUUUUUAUACUAAUGCCAGCAGUAUGGAAGUAAGUAUGCUGA